Molecule: messenger RNA, 411 nt
Organism: Schistocerca serialis cubense
Lineage: Eukaryota; Metazoa; Arthropoda; Insecta; Orthoptera; Acrididae
Exons: 2
Coding region: 1-411 (136 amino acids)
Source: RefSeq, a predicted model, not a curated record
AUGCUGGAACUGGUCGUAGAUGUAGAUAAUGAUGAUGAUGAUGAUGAUGAUGAUGUAGAUGAUGAUGAUGUAGAUGAUGAUGAUGUAGAUGAUGAUGAUGUAGAUGAUGAUGAUGUAGAUGAUGAUGAUGUAGAUGAUGAUGAUGUAGAUGAUGAUGAUGUAGAUGAUGAUGAUGUAGAUGAUGAUGAUGUAGAUGAUGAUGAUGAUGAUGAUGAUGAUGAUGAUGUGUACAUCAUGAUGUCACAUGAGGAGGAGCAAAAACGUCUUAGAAGGCUGUUGGAGGAAGUUUCUAAUGAAGGUGAAGACUGUGAGAGUUCAGAGUUUGAAGAUUCGGAUGACAAUGAAGAAGAACAAUGCGAUGAAAGUGAUCAUGCAACUGCAAGUGAUCAAUCUGAUAAGGAUGCUAGUUAA